AUCACCGACUACCAGAUGCAGCAAGUGCACCGACACGUGAUCAUGAAACUGAUGACAAAUGCUGAUUGGCCAGACCAUUCGUAGUAUGGCGCAUCCACGGAUCGAUUGGAAAGAACAUUCCACAAGGUCGCGCCAUCGCAAUCGAGAGAAUACAAAAGUGUAGCCUGAGUCUAACGACAGCUUCAGUACACUACAGCCGUCUUCAGACAACCCACUCAGCAAAACACGACACGCAAACCAGCUCUACACACAGCCUUGGCAAGCUGCCUGGACCAGCAAUACAACCCUCAACCAUGCCAACAGAAAUAUCAGCGCCGUUGCACUUCCGCACCCUUCUCAAUGGCCACACCUAUCUCAUCGCCGACUUCUACGCAACAUGGUGCCCACCCUGCAAGCAAAUUGCGCCCAUCUACAACCAGCUUUCCACAGCCCAUUCCUCACCGGGGAAAUUCGCAUUCGUAAAAGUCAAUGUGGAUGAGCAGAGAGAGAUUGCGGGACAAUAUGGUGUCACUGCUAUGCCUACGUUCAUGGUCUUCAAGGACGGGAAGAAAAUCGAGGAGAUCAGGGGCGCGGAUGUGAGGGCGCUGAAGGCCGCCGUGGAGAAGGUCGCUGGGGAGGUGCGAAAAGUUAAGGAGGAGAAGGUGGAGGCGAAGAAGCCUGAGGUCAAGCCAGAGGUCAAGGAAGAAAAGGAGGUUGGGGAGGAGAAGACUGUUAGUGGGAGUUAUGGGAUGACUGGGGGCAACAAUUGGAAGAUGUCGUUGCAUUAGAUAUGAGGGCUGUAGUAGAUCAUCAUCACAUGCAGAGGAGGACGAUGGAUUUGUGAUACCCAGGAAUUAUAGCAAAUAUUUUGAUCUCAAUCAUUACCUAUGAGAUUUACAGCGUGAUCAGUAUGCAUAAAUAAUCAAGUGUACGUCAUCCGUCGGGUUGAUAUUGGAUUUGUAACGUUCAG
This is a messenger RNA of Alternaria rosae, 949 nucleotides long. Its product is annotated as thioredoxin. The transcript has a single exon. NCBI's taxonomy places the organism in Eukaryota, Fungi, Ascomycota, Dothideomycetes, Pleosporales, Pleosporaceae. Bases 294 to 767 code for a protein of 157 amino acids. The record is from RefSeq and is a predicted model, not a curated record.